AUGUCCAGCUCGUAUGGUGCCUAUGACUACGGUCCGGACUAUGGCAAGUCGAUUUCAGACAAUUCUGGCUACGGCAAGGUGAACCCCAACAGCGGCAGUGGAGUGAGCAACCCCAAGUCCUCGACCAACGCCCCCGGCACGACCGCUGGCUCCGGGACGGGCGGUCCGUAUGCGAUCUGUAUCCCCACUACGGGCCAAUGCUACGCGUAUGAAGAGUUUGAGUAUGUCGACACCGGCUACCUCUUUUUCAUGUGUAUCUGGGCGGUCUUUCUCCUGGUGUUUGUUUAUUACCUUGCAAAGCGCCGUGCGAAGCUCGAGUAUGGCAUUCUGCUUCUCUUUUCGAUUGUCCAGUUUAUCGGUUUUGCGGUGGGAUCUGUCGGCAAACUGCAUGUCAUGAUGGUCAUGUACUCGGUGGCCAUGUCGAUUAUGAUGUGCCUUGUCUACCUGCUCUAUGCACGGUGGGCUCGUCUGGCCGACCAGUGCUAUGGACGCCAGAUCUUUGACCUCGGCAUGUUCCACCCCGGCUUUAUUGCCUUUUUCCUGGUGCUAACCGCUGCGACGAUCGGUGUCGAGUCGUGGCGCUACUACUACAUCUGGCCGGUGCACGUCGCGAUCUACUUUGCGAUUUGGGUGGCGAUCUUGGUCGCCAUUGCGCGCCACCGCAAGCUGAAAGGCGAGUUCAAGUACGGUACCGUGGCUACCGACCUGCUCGAAGGCCAGUUUGUCCAGGAGCGCGUGAUUGUGACGCACCCCCAGCUGGAUAUUAUGUUGACGAUUCUCGUCGUGCUCGCGUCGCUCAUGCUCCUCAAGGCCGUGUUCCUGACGGUGAUUGGGUACUCGUGGGACUACACCAAUGUCUUUUUCCAGGUGUUCUGCGUGCUCCCUGACCUCGGCCUGUGUGUCAUUCUCGCGACGUUCGGGUCGAUCGACCUGUUUGAGACGUCGCAGUACCGCUCCGGCACGUACGACAGCGACGACGACCUCCCCCUGGAUUCCGACCAGAGCUCCAAGAGGUAG
This is a messenger RNA of Malassezia japonica, 1017 nucleotides long. RefSeq lists its product as uncharacterized. The coding region runs from base 1 to 1017 and encodes 338 amino acids. The transcript has 4 exons. The record is from RefSeq and is a predicted model, not a curated record. NCBI's taxonomy places the organism in Eukaryota, Fungi, Basidiomycota, Malasseziomycetes, Malasseziales, Malasseziaceae.